GCAUGCGCGCUCUGCUCUGUCUCUCGGCUAGAGCAGCUGCUGCGGCGGCGGGGUUUGAGUGGAGGAAGAUGGCGGCUCCGGGUGGCUCGGGGUCCCGACAGCUGUGAAGAGCCCCGAGCACAGCUAUCACGGCCUGAGGCAGAGCGCCUCUGCUCUGGCCCUGUCCCUGGCUCCCUCAUUACCGUCGCCACCGGAGCGAACCCUAGAGCGUGGAGCGGGCUGGGCCAGCUGUUGAGUGGAAUGUCAUGGCCAGCUCCUCGGACAGUGAAGAUGACAGUUUCAUGGCUGUGGACCAAGAAGAAACUGUGCUGGAAGGGACAAUGGAGCAAGAUGAGGAGCCCCACCCAGCAUUGGAGGCUGAGGAGACUCGACAUAAUAGGUCCAUGUUGGAGCUGCCAGAAGAGGUUUUGGAGUAUAUCCUGUCCUUUCUCUCACCGUAUCAGGAACACAAAACUGCAGCCCUUGUCUGCAAACAGUGGUAUCGACUCAUCAAAGGUGUAGCUCAUCAGUGUUACCAUGGUUUCAUGAAGGCUGUCCAGGAAGGAAACAUUCAGUGGGAGAGCCGCACUUAUCCUUAUCCUGGAACUCCAAUCACUCAGCGGUUCUCACACAGCGCAUGCUAUUAUGAUGCUAAUCAGUCUAUGUAUGUGUUUGGAGGCUGUACCCAGAGCAGCUGCAAUGCUGCUUUCAAUGACCUCUGGAGACUUGACCUAAACAGCAAAGAGUGGAUCCGACCUUUGGCUUCUGGCUCCUAUCCUUCCCCCAAAGCUGGAGCAACUCUGGUCGUGUACAAGGACUUGCUAGUGCUGUUUGGUGGCUGGACGCGGCCAAGCCCUUAUCCCCUACAUCAGCCAGAGAGAUUCUUUGAUGAAAUACAUACUUAUUCCCCCUCUAAAAACUGGUGGAACUGCAUUGUGACAACCCAUGGGCCACCUCCCAUGGCUGGCCACUCCUCCUGUGUGAUAGAUGAUAAAAUGAUUGUCUUUGGUGGCUCUUUAGGAUCCCGGCAAAUGAGCAAUGAUGUCUGGGUCCUUGACCUUGAGCAGUGGGCGUGGUCCAAGCCGAACAUCUCCGGCCCCAGUCCUCAUCCUCGAGGUGGCCAAUCUCAGAUUGUCAUAGAUGAUGCAACUAUCUUAAUCCUCGGAGGGUGUGGCGGUCCCAAUGCUUUGUUCAAGGAUGCUUGGUUGUUGCACAUGCAUUCAGGUCCUUGGGCCUGGCAGCCACUCAAGGUAGAAAAUGAAGAGCAUGGGGCCCCAGAACUGUGGUGUCAUCCAGCUUGCCGGGUGGGACAGUGUGUGGUGGUCUUCAGCCAGGCUCCUAGUGGGAGAGCCCCACUCAGCCCCAGUUUGAACUCUCGCCCAUCACCUAUCAGUGCCACUCCUCCAGCUCUAGUUCCCGAAACCCGCGAGUACCGCUCUCAGUCUCCAGUAAGAAGCAUGGAUGAAGCUCCUUGUGUUAAUGGCCGAUGGGGAACACUGAGACCCAGGGCUCAAAGGCAGACUCCUUCGGGUUCCCGGGAAGGGAGCCUUUCCCCAGCCAGAGGAGAUGGCUCUCCUAUCCUCAAUGGUGGGAGUUUGUCUCCAGGAACAGCAGCUGUGGGUGGCUCUUCUUUGGACAGUCCUGUACAGGCAGUAUCCCCAAGUACUCCAUCUGCUGCUGAAGGAUGUGACCUAAAAAUGGGACUUUCUUUGGCCCCCCGACGAGGAUCACUACCAGAUCAGAAAGAUCUGAGAUUAGGAUCCAUAGAUCUGAAUUGGGAUCUGAAACCUGCUUCCAGUAGCAAUCCCAUGGAUAGCAUGGACAACAGGACAGUUGGGGGAAGUAUGAGACACCCUCCUGAACAGACAAAUGGUGUGCAUACCCCACCUCACGUGGCCAGUGCCCUUGCAGGGGCUGUCUCCCCAGGUGCCCUGCGUCGGAGUCUGGAAGCCAUCAAAGCGAUGUCCUCCAAAGGCCCCUCGGCCUCUGCAGCACUAAGUCCUCCUCGUGGGUCUUCUCCAGGCUCUCCUGGGAGCCAGAGCUUGAGCAGUGGAGAAACAGUGCCCAUCCCUCGUCCAGGGCCAGCCCAAGGAGAUGGACAUUCCUUACCUCCCAUUGCCCGCCGCCUGGGCCACCACCCUCCACAGUCCCUAAAUGUUGGCAAACCCCUAUACCAGAGUAUGAACUGCAAGCCCAUGCAAAUGUACGUGCUGGACAUUAAAGACACCAAGGAGAAGGGGCGGGUCAAAUGGAAAGUAUUUAAUAGCAGUUCUGUGGUCGGACCUCCUGAAACCAGCCUGCAUACCGUGGUACAAGGCAGGGGUGAACUCAUCAUAUUUGGAGGACUCAUGGACAAGAAACAGAAUGUGAAGUACUAUCCAAAAACAAACGCUUUGUACUUUGUACGAGCAAAGAGAUAAUGUGUUCUAAACCCCUUUCCUUUUCUGUGGCUUUUAAUUUGGAAUUUUCCAAUGUGUAAGCAUUUGGACUAAGAAUGGGAAAACAAAAUUACUCCCAGAAGCCAAAACUGUUUCAUUCCCAACCGAAGUCACUCCAGGCUGGGAUCAAAUCUCCAUUAAGAAAAAAAAUUAUAUAUAAAUAUAAAUAUAUAUAUAUUAUAUAGCCAACUCUGUUUACAAAAAGGGAGAGAUCUCCAUCCUGGUUCAGAUAAAAUUGUUGCUGUGUUUUAGCAGGGGCUGUGCUGCCUUUUUCUACUUUGCUGGUAACUAGACCAAGAAGUUAGGGAACAGACUAACUAACAUCAGUAACUUUCCAAAAGAAGCUGAAGAGCCCCCCUGUAAAUCUUUAUGUUGCCUUCUUGGAGUUAAAAAAUGAAAGGGCAUAUGUAAGUUGCAAAGGUGGAGGUUUUUGGACUCAUGCUUCAGGUGCUGGCAGGGUAAAAGUAACUGUUCUUCCCCUUCUCUUAAAACCACAGAGGACCUGUGACAACUCUGCAGAAAUGCCAAUGCCUGACCCCUUUCUGCCCUUUAUGGCCGAGGAAAGUUACCCAACAAGGGAUUUUAUUCCACAUUUGUGUGCCAGGUCAUCGUGAAAUAAUGUUGAUGCAGCC
Molecule: messenger RNA, 3049 nt
Organism: Sapajus apella (tufted capuchin)
Lineage: Eukaryota; Metazoa; Chordata; Mammalia; Primates; Cebidae
Gene: FBXO42
Product: F-box protein 42
Exons: 10
Coding region: 246-2399 (717 amino acids)
Molecular function (GO): protein binding
Source: RefSeq, a predicted model, not a curated record